This is a messenger RNA of Sitophilus oryzae (rice weevil), 1701 nucleotides long. It is a transcript of the gene Cdk8, whose product is annotated as cyclin-dependent kinase 8. The coding region runs from base 174 to 1562 and encodes 462 amino acids. Gene Ontology annotation, molecular function: ATP binding; RNA polymerase II CTD heptapeptide repeat kinase activity; cyclin-dependent protein serine/threonine kinase activity. The transcript has 6 exons. Lineage: Eukaryota; Metazoa; Arthropoda; Insecta; Coleoptera; Curculionidae. The record is from RefSeq and is a predicted model, not a curated record. Gene Ontology annotation, cellular component: nucleus; mediator complex. Gene Ontology annotation, biological process: protein phosphorylation.
ACCUCCAAAAAUUGACAACAUUCGAAAAGUGAACUUUGUAAAUAAAGUUAUUUUUUAUUUAUAAAAUAUUUGUCAAUAAAAGCAACUAUAUUAAAUACAACACUUAAUAAUAAUAUACUGUGAUAAAAGGACUGCUCUGCCAGCUAUUGUUAUUGAUUGUUUUUAAGCAUAUUAUGUCAACAUUUAUGAUGGAUUAUGAAUUUAAAAUGAAAACUCAAAAUGAGAGAGUAAAAGUUGAAGAUUUAUUUGAUUAUGAAGGAUGUAAAGUAGGUAGAGGUACAUAUGGCCACGUUUAUAAAGGGAGACGAAAGGACGGUUCAGAUAAUCGAGAUUAUGCCCUAAAACAAAUUGAGGGUACUGGACUCUCAAUGUCUGCUUGUAGAGAAAUUGCUCUACUUCGAGAAUUAAAACAUUCAAAUGUAAUUAAUUUAGUUAAAGUAUUCCUGUCACACAAUGACCGCAAAGUAUGGCUUAUGUUUGAUUUUGCCGAACAUGAUUUGUGGCAUAUUAUUAAGUUUCAUAGAGCUGCCAAAGCUAACAAAAAACCAGUUAUGGUUCCCAAAGGAAUGGUGAAGUCAUUAUUGUAUCAAAUUUUAGAUGGAAUACAUUAUUUACACUCCAAUUGGGUUUUACAUCGAGAUUUAAAACCAGCAAAUAUAUUAGUUAUGGGUGAAGGACCUGAGAGAGGCAGAGUUAAAAUUGCUGAUAUGGGUUUUGCUAGGUUAUUUAAUGCCCCUUUAAAGCCACUAGCCGAUUUGGAUCCUGUCGUAGUGACUUUUUGGUAUAGAGCACCGGAACUUCUGUUGGGAGCCCGGCAUUAUACUAAAGCUAUAGAUAUAUGGGCGAUUGGUUGUAUAUUUGCUGAAUUAUUAACAUCCGAACCUAUUUUUCAUUGUAGACAGGAAGAUAUAAAAACAAGUAAUCCCUACCAUCAUGAUCAGCUUGACAGAAUAUUUAAUGUAAUGGGUUUCCCCCAUGAGAAAGAUUGGGAGGAUAUUAAGAAGAUGCCUGAGCACCCUACAUUAUUAAAAGAUUUUAAGAAAUCAAAUUAUGUAAAUUGUUCUUUAGUUAAAUAUAUGGACCGGCAUAAAAUUAAACCCGAUAGUAAAGCAUUCCAUUUGCUACAAAAAUUGUUAUUGAUGGACCCUAACAAAAGAAUAACGUCAGAACAAGCAAUGCAAGAUCCUUAUUUUGCUGAAGAUCCUUUACCAACGCAAGAUGUAUUUGCAGGUUGUCCAAUACCAUACCCCAAACGUGAAUUUCUCACCGACGAUGACCAGGAAGAAAAAUCUGAGAACAAGCAAAGGCAGAAUCAAGCACAGCCUCAACAAUCUCAGGCUCAACAAUCGCAGCAACAAACUCAACAACAACAGCAACAAUCAAAUCAACAAGAGAAUCAUCCAGCUAAAAGAGUCAGAUUGUCUGGGCCACCAGGACAUCCUGGACAGGUCAAUUCUCAGCCGAUGCAAAUGUCCCAGCAACAACAAGAAUUCCAUCAACAGCAAAUGAUGUACAGUAACAAUUCACAACAGCAACAACAAAGUUUUCAACAACGAUUUUAAAUCAACUUGGAUAUUAUACAAGUUUUAUUGUAUAAUAUUUUGUUUAUGAUUAUGUCAUGAAAGUAAGGUUGUAAAUAUAACUAAUAUUAAAUAUUGUCAAUACCAGUGGCGGCCAAUUUUGAUAAUUAUAGAAGAGACA